GUCUCCCCCUUGACACCCGAGACUCGAAUCAAAUCUGCUGCCUUGCCCUGCCCCAGCUCCAAAAGCUUCAGCUUCAAGCAUCGGCGACCUCCACCUCCUUCCUCUUCUCAGCUCCUCCAGCCCUCCUCACUACUUGGAGUAGUAGCGAGCUGCAACACAGCACGGCAGAGCGGAGCGGAGUGGAGUAGGGAGCCGCAGCUGCCGUCCCCGCCGUGGCCAUGCGUCUCUCAGUGGUGCUCCUCGUCGUGGCCCUGCUCUGCCUCAGCGGCGGCGGCGGCGGCGGCCUCGUGGCGGCGUCCACGGACUUCAAAUUCCCGGCGGUGUUCAACUUCGGGGAUUCCAACUCCGACACCGGCGGCCGUGUGGCGGCGGGGCUCGAGUCCAUCCUCCCGCCCUACGGCUCCACCUUCUUCGGCGGCCCCGCCGGCCGCUUCUGCGACGGCCGCCUCAUCCUCGACUUCCUCAUGGAGGCAAUGGAUAUGCCACUCCUCAAUGCAUAUUUGGAUUCUCUUGGUGCACCAAUUUUCCGGACUGGUGUUAACUUUGCUCAAGCUGGGUGUUCAAUCACACCAGCAAAGCCAACAUCUGUUAGCCCGUUUUCAUUUGGUCUUCAGAUUAAGCAAUUCUUUUCCUUCAAGGACAAAGUUACUAAGCUCCUAUCUAAAGGAGACAUGUACAGGCCAUACAUUCCUCAGGAAGAUUACUUUUCAGAGGGACUCUACAUGUUUGAUAUUGGUCAAAAUGAUCUUGCUGGUGAAUUCUAUUCAAAAACAGAGGAUCAAGUCAUUGCAUCCAUUCCAACAAUUUUGUUGGAAUUUGAAACUGGGCUCAAGAAACUAUAUGACCAAGGUGCUAGGAAGUUCUGGAUUCACAACACAGGCCCUCUUGGCUGCUUACCUGAAAACAUAGCCUUGUUUGGCAAAGACCCAUCCCAGCUAGAUGAGCUUCACUGUGUAGCAAAGCACAACCGUGCUGCAAAACUUUUCAACUUACAGCUGCAUGCACUUUGCACAAAGUUGAGAGGUGAAUUCACCGGAGCCAGCAUCACUUACGUGGACAUCCACACUAUCAAAUACAGCCUGAUCGCCAACUACUCUCGAUUUGGGUUUGAGCAUGCCACCCAAGCAUGCUGCGGAUAUGGUGGUCCACCCCUCAACUUUGAUGGUAACGUGCGAUGUGGACAGACAGUGUCUUUGAAUGGUAAAUUGGUUACCGCAAAAGGGUGCAGUGACACUACUGAAUUCGUCAAUUGGGAUGGGAUACAUUACACGGAAGCUGCAAAUUUCCACAUUGCAUCUCAGAUACUGACCGGGAAAUACUCUGAUCCUCCAUUCGUCGACAAGAUGCCAUUCGUUAUAAAACCUAGAUUCUAAGUAGUAGCAUACACCUGUUUUCUCUUCGAUCAGCCACUUUAACAGCAUUGGUUGCGGAUACGAUGUAUUUAUUACUUGUUAAUAAUCAUAUAUAUGUUGCUCGAUCUCAGAAGGGGGGGAAAAUCACAUAUAAAGCUUGGUUUCAGUUGCCUGUUA
This is a messenger RNA of Panicum virgatum (switchgrass), 1529 nucleotides long. Its product is annotated as GDSL esterase/lipase At1g54790. The transcript is spliced from 5 exons. The coding region runs from base 219 to 1373 and encodes 384 amino acids. NCBI's taxonomy places the organism in Eukaryota, Viridiplantae, Streptophyta, Magnoliopsida, Poales, Poaceae. Gene Ontology annotation, molecular function: hydrolase activity, acting on ester bonds. The record is from RefSeq and is a predicted model, not a curated record.